AUGGUUGAGUCAUCGGAGUCUGUAAUGGUCAUCGUAGUGACGCCCACCUACAAAAGAUACACUAGAGUACCGGAUAUGAUAAGAAUGGCUAACACCCUGGCUCAUGUGAAAAAUCUCUACUGGAUCGUAAUUGAAGACGGAAACAAGACAUCUCAAGCUGUUAAGGAUAUUCUUGACGGAACGGGACUACAGUACACCUACAUGGCUUAUCCGACAGCUAAAGGAUUUCCGAAAAAAGGAUGGUAUCAACGGACGAUGGCUUUGAGAUUCAUUCGAUCCAAUACAGAGCAGAUUGUGGGACCGAGUAAAAAUGGUGUCGUCUAUUUUGGAGAUGAUGAUAAUUCGUAUGAUAUUCGACUAUUUACGGAUUAUAUUAUGAAUGUGAAGAAGCUGGGGAUAUGGGCAGUUGGUUACUGUGGUGGUAGUCCAGUGGAGGCACCAAAUGUGACUGAUGGAAAAGUGCCUUCAUUCAAUGUUCAGUGGAGCCCAAAACGAGUAUUUGCGGUUGAUAUGGCUGGAUUUGCAGUCAAUCUAAAAGUGGUUCUCAACUCGGAUGCCGAAUUCGGAACAUUUUGUAAACGAGGAACGGGCGCCCCGGAGACAUGUCUUCUCGAAGAUAUGGGGUUGGAUAGAACUGAUAUAGAGCCGUUUGGAUGGGAGGGAAAGGAGGGUCAACGAAAAAUCUACGCAUGGCACACAAAAACCCAACCGCCAUACAUCAAGGGAAAACUGGAAACAUUUGGUUAUCAAGUGGAAAUUGAGUAG
Messenger RNA from Caenorhabditis briggsae, 765 nucleotides. The coding region runs from base 1 to 765 and encodes 254 amino acids. Gene Ontology annotation, biological process: chondroitin sulfate proteoglycan biosynthetic process; carbohydrate metabolic process. The transcript is spliced from 4 exons. The record is from RefSeq and is a predicted model, not a curated record. Gene Ontology annotation, molecular function: galactosylgalactosylxylosylprotein 3-beta-glucuronosyltransferase activity. Gene Ontology annotation, cellular component: Golgi membrane. Lineage: Eukaryota; Metazoa; Nematoda; Chromadorea; Rhabditida; Rhabditidae.